Messenger RNA from Oppiella nova, 2668 nucleotides. Lineage: Eukaryota; Metazoa; Arthropoda; Arachnida; Sarcoptiformes; Oppiidae. The record is from the annotation of a GenBank genome assembly.
GGAUUACAGAGCUAUGAGUACAAGCAGUGCAUCUGCGAGACCGUCGCUGUCGCAGAUCCAGAUCCCGUCAGCUCUGGCGUCGACGAGUAUAGUGUCGGCCAGACCUGCCGACGGACACAAACUAAAAGUGAAGUGCGCUUCUCGACAAUCCCUCAUCGACACAGUGACCGGCAAAUUCCAACCCCCGUCCGGAGGGGUCAGUAGUUUGGCCGGAGUCGGAGCUUAUAUGGGGAAUGGGAGGGGAAGUGAUGCCAAAACUAAACCCCGCGGAUCAAUGGCUGGACUGAUAAACAGAAGUCAUUUGAGUUCAGAUCUGGAGAUCCCGAAGAAGACACGAGAGUUGAGGCGAAAGGAGAUAAAGAAGGAGUUCGAGAGGUGGGAGACGUCGACGGCGGCGAGUGAUAGGGGCGGCUGCAACUGGUCGUUCGUGUUUGACCCGUCGGGCCGGUUGUGUUACUACUGGUCAAUGGUUGUGAGUGUGGCAUUUCUCUACAAUUUCUGGACCAUAAUAUACCGGUGCGCUUUCCAAGAAAUCAGUGAAGAGACUGUGGGCACAUGGUUUACAUUAGACUACUUAUCGGAUUUUAUUUAUAUACUCGACAUUGCGGUUCACUUCCGCACCGGUUAUCUCGAAGAGGGUGUCCUCCAGACCGAUGGCAUUAAGCUUCGGCAGCAUUACAUGAAUUGCACGAUGUUUUACAUCGACUGUCUGUGUCUUCUACCCCUAGACUUCCUCUACUUAUCCAUUGGAUUCAAAUCAAUGUUACGGUGUUUUCGUUUAGUGAAAAUUUAUAGGUUUUGGGCUUUUCUCGACCGCACAGAAAGACACACAAACUAUCCAAACGUUUUCAGAACUGUUUCAUUAGUUCAUUAUAUAUUAGUUAUAUUUCAUUGGAACGCCUGUAUGUGUCAGAUCAUACAUCUUAACAACGGCUUUGGGUCUAAGGACUGGUUCAUUGGGUCCAAAACAGACAACUAUUGUCCUGGCGUUCAAUGCGAUUAUUUACAUGCAAUGUAUUGGUCUGUACUCGCGCUCACAACUAUAGGUGAUCUGCCGACGCCUCGCACUAAAAGCGAAUAUUCAUUUCUAGUGAUGGAAAUUGUUUUCGGACUUUUCCUAUUUGCCACUGUGUUGGGAUAUGUGGCCAAUAUUGUCACUAAUGUCUCGGCCGCUCGUAAAGAAUUUCAAGCCAAAUUGGAUGCCGUCAAGACAUAUAUGCGGAUGCGUCGGGUGCCCGAACACAUCCAAACCAAAGUCAUUCGUUGGUUCGACUACUUAUGGAUGACUCAAAAGUCAUCUGAUGAGGAAAGAUCUGUCGGUUGUCUCCCAGACAAACUGAAGGCUGAGAUCGCAAUUCACGUACAUUUGGAUACAUUGAAGAGAGUGGAGAUCUUCCAGAAUACUGAGGCCGGCUUUCUAUGCGAACUCGUUCUCAGGUUAAGACCCGUUCUGUUCAGUCCCGGAGAUUAUAUCUGCAGAAAAGGAGAAGUGGGGAAAGAGAUGUAUAUUGUGAACAGAGGGAGAUUACAAGUGGUUACGGAUAAUGGAAAGACAGUCUUAGCAACACUUCGAGCGGGCAGUUAUUUUGGGGAAAUAAGUAUUCUUAAUAUGGGAACGGCUGGCAAUCGUCGCACAGCUUCUGUUAGAAGUGUUGGUUACAGUGAUUUGUUUUGCCUCAAUAAACAGGACAUGUGGGAUGUGCUGAAGGACUACCCGGCAGCCAGAGUUAGGUUAGAAGCCAUUGCUGUGAAACGGUUAGAAAAGUAUCGCAAAGAACCACUUAAGAAGAUUGCAAUGGGCAGGAGUCGGUCGACCCCGGGUUUGGUUGAAUCAAAGGGUAAAGUGCCUGUCAGUGAAAUGCAAAUCACUCGCAAAGACCAGACAUCGGCCUCAACUGCCACUCUUCUGACGGAUGAUGAGCUCCAGAGAGAAGAUAAUAAUUAUAAGAGCAAAGACGAGGCCGACAAUGAGAGCACUGUCAGCGAUGCCAGUAAUCCCAGUAAUCCCAGUAAUAAACCAAUUAUGCACUCAUCUCUUAAGACUAAUAAUAACCUCGGAAUCAAUGGUUGCCAAUCAGGCGGUGGAUUAAUGGGCUCUUCUCCCAUCCCUCCCACAUCUCAGUCACAACUGCUAUAUUCGCCUCAAAUAUUGACUCCAAACCUGCAACUAAUCAGUUAUGACCGCAACUCCCCGCAGCCAACCCUAUUCGCGGGCGCCAUCCCUUACUUCCCUCACUCACCCGUCACCGGCUCAACCAUGUCGGCGACCUAUGGUCUGAGUCCUGCCGUCUCUUCCACACAUCUGGCAAUACCACACGCCAUGGCUUUGCACACUCCCUCUCCCACAAUGAGCACUGACAGCCACAUCGUACAGGUGUCACAACCAGGUCAGGAACCACCACAGGAUGCCGUACUUCUGGCAGAGAUUAAGCGUUUGAGGGAAAGGCUCAUGAGUUUGGAGACAGAGAACGCGACGAUGACUAUAAAACUGAGUCAACAACAGUGGGAAGUGGAGAAUAGAUUGGCUGAAAUAGAGCUUCAAAUAUGUUCGGCUAAUGCAAGUGGGAGUACAUGUGGUGUAGCGCCGGGAUCUCUAAGCAGUCGUUCGAGUACUAGUGGUGAUGAAAAUGAGAGGAAUAAAGAAUCUAGAAAAGCCAACAAAAGCUGA